AUGUCUGGGCACGAGGACCUUGGUCUGGAUGCCCUCCCCUUCCAUUGGGUGCGUGACAAGGAAGUGAUGCAGAACUGGAUCGACAUAAAUGCCUGGCCGCCGGUGCCGCUGCUAGACUCCCAGAAUUGCGAGGAGCUUCUGCGAUCAGGUCUUGCAGUGGUGGUGCUCCGACAUGGCCAGGACUCAGACGGCGUGGCCGCAUUGGCAACGUUCCGCCAGCGCGUGCUCAAGGAGCUGCGAGCCAACGGGCAGUUCCUCUUCGCCUCCCUGGACGUGGACUCUUCAGACUCGCGGGCGCUUGCGAGGUCCUGGUUUCCACUGGUGGCGAAGAAUUUCGAGGAUUUCUUUCCCUACUCCUGGACGCCACCUCCCGAGAUCUUUGUCUUCGCAAAGUCGAGACUGACGGGAGAUGCCAUCUUCUGGUACCAGCCAGGUUUCGCCCCAGCAGCGAACUUCACGCUCGCAGAGGUUGACGAGCUCAUGGGCCAAUCUCAAUGGUUUCAUGACAACGGAGGCAUCUCCCUGGCUCUGCAGUAUCUCUUGCGCUUCGACCGCUUCGGCGGGCGCUCGGCGCUCCACCGCUUGAUGUGGCUCUUCACGCCGUUCUGCGUGGCCUGCGGCUUGAGCUAUGUUUGGCACGGCCUUCAUCAGCUCUUCGUGGGCCUAGGCAUAUGCUCGCCCAAGACCGAGGCCGCCAGCACUUGGGAUGCUGCCUCUGAUGCCUCAGGGAAGUCGCGCAAAGCGCGGAAAGGCAGCAAGAAGACCCGAUAA
Messenger RNA from Symbiodinium natans, 771 nucleotides. Lineage: Eukaryota; Dinophyceae; Suessiales; Symbiodiniaceae. The record is from the annotation of a GenBank genome assembly.